This is a messenger RNA of Lodderomyces parapsilosis, 186 nucleotides long. RefSeq lists its product as uncharacterized. Bases 1 to 186 code for a protein of 61 amino acids. The record is from RefSeq and is a predicted model, not a curated record. Lineage: Eukaryota; Fungi; Ascomycota; Pichiomycetes; Serinales; Debaryomycetaceae. The transcript has a single exon. Gene Ontology annotation, biological process: mitochondrial respiratory chain complex I assembly. Gene Ontology annotation, cellular component: mitochondrion.
AUGUCUAAUGGCACGAGAAUUAGACCGGCAAAGAGGUUGAUGAAUGCCGCAAGUGGAUGUGCAAAAUAUGGUGCAGAGUAUGGUAAUUGUGUACUACUAAAAUAUCAAACAAUAAAAAAGGGUGAUUGUGAACAGGAGUUUGAGAGAUUUAAAAGCUGUGUUGCUGAAAGAAUGACAAAGAAGUAG